This is a messenger RNA of Plasmodium yoelii, 3660 nucleotides long. Its product is annotated as conserved Plasmodium protein, unknown function. NCBI's taxonomy places the organism in Eukaryota, Apicomplexa, Aconoidasida, Haemosporida, Plasmodiidae. Gene Ontology annotation, biological process: N-terminal peptidyl-methionine acetylation. The record is from RefSeq and is a predicted model, not a curated record. Gene Ontology annotation, cellular component: NatC complex. The transcript has 2 exons. The coding region runs from base 1 to 3660 and encodes 1219 amino acids.
AUGGGAGAAGAAAAAGAAUAUAUAGAUUGUUCUAAUCUUAUUUACAGUAAUGUAGAAGGCUUGGAAGAAAAUGAAGAAAUUAAAGUAGAAAAUUUUUUAUAUGAAAAGCAUAUGUGCUCUCGAGAAAUAGGAAAUGAAAAAUUAGAUGUAGGAGUAAACCCUGAAAAAAGAAUAACGAUAGAAGAAUGCGAAAAAAGAGGGUAUUUAACAAACAAAUUAGAGUUAAAUCAUAUUAUAAUAAUCAUGGAUUCUUUAUUAUUACAACAAAUAAAGUUGCUUGAGGGAAGCCACCCUUUUUUAUCGAUCUUAAAUUGCUACUAUUUACACAACUCAAAUAUAAUCCCUUGUAAUAAUGAUCCCUAUUUUUUUGAAAACUUUUUUUGGGAAUGGAUUAAGAAUUUUUGUGCUGAUAAAAUAUAUACUGAUAUUUUUAAAACUGCAAACAAUGAUUUUAUAAUGUUUGUGGAGAAUGGAAGAAAAUCACCAAUGGCACCAAAGGAUGGUGAAGGAAAUAAAGAUGAAAUUGAUAAUAAAAAUAAGAUAUGUUAUAAUGGAAAUAAUGAUGAAAAGGAUAUUAAAAAUGGUAAUGAAAGUUGGGGAAAUGAAAAAUAUAAAUCAAUAUGUAAUGAAAAUUAUAUAAAGGAUAAUAUAUUUAUUUUUUUUCAACUUUUUUUAAUUUGUUACUCCUCUAGUACUGAAAUAAUUGAUAAAAUUUUAGCAGACAAUGAAUUAAUACAUAGAGAUGAUUAUAAAAUUGGGUUAUUUAAAAUACGUGAGACAUUAAUAUAUAUGUGCCGAAAAAAACGUUCAUAUAUUUUGAAAAAUAUAGUUCUUAUAAAACGAUGCUUUAACAAUUUUUUGAUAAAAUUUGAUGAAACAAAAAAUAUGAAAUUUUCUAAAAAAGGAAAAAGCUCAAAGAAAGGAAAUGUCUCGAUAGAUGAAAAUGAUAAAUUAAUUUAUAUGAUUUUAAAAAGAAUUAAAUUUAUUAUAUAUUUUGUUUCUAUACUAAGCAAAAUAGCAUUUGAAACAUCUGACACAAAUUUUGAAACAGUAAAAGAUGAUUGCACCCAAAUUUUAAAAUGUAUAAAUGAUAUAAAUAAAGACGCAAAUUUUUUAAAUGACAUUUUUGCUGAUAAUCAAAAUAUUAUUUACAAAUAUUUUAAUAAUUUUUUUUUAAUGCAUAAAUUAAAUAAUAUCUCAAAAAAUGAUACAAAUAUCUCUGUGAAAAGGGUUUAUCCCUUUUAUGAGCAUAUAACUAUAGAUAUAGAAUAUAUAGUAAAAAAUUUCGAGUACAUAAAUUCUAAGUCGAUUUUUUUAGAUAUUGUUAAUAUUAUUCAUUAUAUAAAAUAUUAUUCGAACAGCAAUAAUAUUUUAACAAAAUCAAUAGCAAGAAUUGUUUUAUAUCAAAUUAUGGACAUGUCAAAGACACGUUUUGAUGGGGUGGAAUAUAAGUUAUUAAUGCACCAAAUAAAUAAAGGUGGAAAUACUCAAGAAAUGAAUCAAUUAAUUGGAAAUAUGAACAAGGAAGAAAAUCGAAAUGAAUGUAAGAAUGAUGAUAUUUUUGAAAAGAGAGAAGUUAAUGACGAGAUGGAAUUAACUGAAGGGGUUUCGUCAUAUGGAGAGUGGAAUAAAAUAAUGAAAGAUGAAGGGAAAAAAGAUGAAGUGAAAAAAGAUGAAGUGAAAAAAGAUGAAGGGAAAAAAGAUGAAGGGAAAAAAGAUGAAGUGAAAAAAGAUGAAGGGAGAAAAGAUGAAGGAAUUAUUAAGAAUGAUGUAGUCGACUUAUCAAAUGCUCCCUCUGGAAAUCACACAGAACCAUGUGUAGAAAAAGAACAAGAUGAAAAAGUAGAGAAUGAAGAAGGAGAAAACGAGAAAAUGUUUGAUAUUCAUGAUCCUGAAGUUAUUGAGAAUUAUUAUAGGAUGCUUUUAAAUAAAUAUAUAAAAGAAGAAAAUAAAUAUCCAUAUUAUAAAAAUAUGAAUAAAGAAUUAGAAAAUAAUAUGAAAGAUAAUAUAUUUGUUAAUUUUUUUCUAAAUUUAUAUUUUAGUGAUACAUACGCAAUAUUAGAAACAAUAGAGGAAACGAAUUAUUCAAAAAAGAUAAACAAUUCAAAUUUUUAUGUAAAAAAUAUAAUUUUUAAUGAUUUACAAUUUUUCGGAUUUUCACCAUCAUUGAUAAUUCUAUUUACAAAUUUUGUUCAUAUCCAUGAAAUAUUUUUUGUUAAAAUUGGAGAAAUUCUAAAAAUAGACAAAAUGUUGAAUUAUAAAGAUUGUGAUAAAUAUAAUAAUUUUUUAAAAGAAGUAUUUAAUGCUAAAUGGUUAAAAAUGUUUGAACUUAAAUUGCGAUAUUAUUUUCCUUAUUUAAUAAAUUACAUGGAAAAAGAUAUAUCCUCUAUAGAGUUACUAAUUUUACUCGACGAUUUUAUUGAUAAUCUUGAAAUGGGCCCAUCAGAAAAUUCAUAUGAGAUAAAUGAAAAUAAGAACGAUGUUAAAGUUGAUAAUUUGAAUAAAGACAAUACAAUUACAAUUAAUGAUAAUACAUAUGAUAAGGGUGUAGAUAUGAAAAGUGUAACAAAAAAACGACUAAAAAUUUUGAUAAUGUGCAAAAUAUUUAAUUUAUUUUUUGAUUAUGCUCAAAUAAUUGUAUCAAAAAUAUUAAAUUAUUCCUUUUUAUUAGGAUCUAGAGAGCAUUCAAAAUUAAUUAACUUUCAUAAAGAUAUACAUAUAUUAUAUACCUUAAUGAGAAUAAUAAUUUGUUAUUUUACGUUACAUAAUAUGAAAAAGGAAGUGAGCAGUAUAGAAAAUUAUUUUAAUUCACUUGUUAAUAAUAUAUUAAUUGAUUAUAAUUGUUUAAGUAUUUAUAUAAAUUUACAUUCAGAUCAAGAAUAUGCUUUUGCAUAUUAUGCUUUAUCUAUGUGUUACAAAGAAUUAUUAAAUACCUUACAAAAACAUAAUAUUUCAAAAAAUAAUUCUGAACAGAUUAGUAAAAUAUCUGCUUAUUCAUUAUAUUAUUAUAUAUUAUAUUUAUAUUCUGAUUUUUUGAUGAUAUAUUUUAUUUACAUUUCUUACACUAAUAAAAAUGUGGAACAUAUUGAACGUAAUUCAUAUGAUAUGAAAUAUAAAAAUUGGAAUUUUUGCUGUCCAGAUGUUUGCAAAAUUGAUUUUAAUAAUUUUCAAAAAAAUAAAUAUCUACUUAUUAAUUCUAUAUUAAAAAAAGAAUUAAAUAUUGAAUACACCGAUAAGAAUGAAAUUAUUAUAGGGGCUAAAAAAGGAUUGAAGAAUAUUGAACAAGUCAAAAAAAAUUACAGUCUUUCUGAAGAACUUAUUAAAAAAUAUACAGAAUUAAUAAAUAUUAAUAAUCGUUUUAUAAAUUUUAAAUUUAAUAUAUUUAACACAAAAUGUAAAGACAUAGAUAUAACUGCAUAUUUUAAGCAAUUUAUUAAUAACAUAAAUAAAUGUAUAAAGGAAUAUCUUUAUAAUCACAAUAAUAAUAAAUAUAACUAUAUUAAUAUGUAUUUAAAUUCCUAUUCUUCAAAUAUGAAGAAAUCUUACAAAAAUAUCCCUUCCUUUUGUAUCGAAAAUAUUUCUUCUUUUUUAAACCCCCAAUACGAAGUGGUGAGCAAUCAUCCUUAUUUUUUAAGUGUUCGUCAAAAAAUUAAAAAAUAA